AUGGUAGGCGGCGGCAGCAGCAGCCCCAUCAUCGAUGGCAUCGUCAAGAAUGACAAGGUGCCAUGGUACCAGAAGAGGAACCUCCGCAGCCUCUACCUCUCGUUGGUUCCAUUUGCCAUGUUCAUUGAAAGCACCAGUGGCUUCGAUUCGUCAAUGAUGAAUGGUCUUCAAGCACUCAGUUAUUGGAACGACCACUUCAACAAACCUGAAGGUGCCAUUCUCGGACUUCUAGUCUCCUGCUACAGUCUUGGUGCUAUUACGGCCAUCCCAUUCGUUCCGCUGGUGUCAGACUGGGUGGGCCGUCGCUAUUCGAUUGUCUUUGGCUCAAUCAUCAUGGUCAUCGGCUCGGUGCUGCAAGGGUUUUCUACCAACAUUGCAAUGUUCAUCUUCGCACGAAUCUUUCUGGGCCACGGCAUCGUGUACGCCAUUGUUGCUGGUGCGGCUCUCCUCGGUGAGCUCGGCCAUCCAAAGGAGCGCCAGUUCCUAGGUUCGAUGUUCAAUGCCUUCUACUCCGUGGGCGCACUCCUGGGUGCCGGUAUUGUGAUCCAAACUCAGAAGAUUCCGAGUAACUGGAGCUGGCGCCUACCAUCGAUACUACAAGCCGCGCCUUCACUGAUCCAGAUCGUGACUGUCUUUCUGAUCCCGGAGUCGCCGCGUUGGCUGGUGUCCAAGGACCGACAGGAAGAGGCGCUCGAGCUUCUCAUCAAGUAUCAUGCCGAGGGUGACGCCUCCAGCCCAUUGCCUCAUGCUGAAUUCGCCGAGAUUAAGAAAGCUUUGGAGAUUGAGAACAACGAGCGCAAGCGUGGAUGGCUGGAGGUGUUCCAGUCUCCCGCCAUGCGGCGUCGUGCUCUUGUUUCGGGUAUGCUGGGGGUCUUCUGCCAGUUCAGUGGUAACGCACUCAUCUCUCAAUACCUGGUUCCAAUCCUUGCCAUGAUUGGCAUCGACGAUAGUCAAACCCAGUUGAAGUUCAGCGUCGGUCGUGAAGCUUGGGGCUUUGUCGUUUGCUUCUCGCUAGCUAGCAUUACGCCUCGCUUCCCCCGACGUCGGAUGUACCUGCUCUGCACGGUCUCUCUUCUGCUCUGCUAUAGCGCCUGGACUGCUUCCCAGGCUCGACAGAUGAUCACUAACUCCGAAGCUGCCGGCAUUGCCACUAUAUUCUUCAUUUUUAUGUACACGCCGUGCUACAACAUUGCCUACAACGCACUUACGUACGUGUACCUGGUCGAGCUCUGGCCAUACUACGCCCGCACCAAGGGUAUUACAUGGUUCCAACUCUGCUCUCGCGCUGCCAGCACCUUUGGCGCACAGGUGAACCCGAUCGGAUUGAAAGAUAUCAGGUGGAAAUACCUGCUUGUCUAUGUCUGCUUCCUUUGUUUUGAGAUUUGCUUCAUCUAUUUCCUCUUCCCGGAAACAUUUGGCAAGACCCUUGAAGAGUUGACUUUCUUGUUCGAGUCGGAAGCCGAGAGAGCACGCGAACUCGAGUCUGCAACCUCCAAGGCCCUUGGCCACCAUAUUGAGCACACCGAAGUCUCUGAGGUGAAUGAGAUUCCGACCAAGGCACAGGUUUCUGAGAAGGCAGUGGAAGGUACGACUAGACUGUGA
Messenger RNA from Exophiala aquamarina CBS 119918, 1602 nucleotides. RefSeq lists its product as uncharacterized. Gene Ontology annotation, cellular component: membrane. Lineage: Eukaryota; Fungi; Ascomycota; Eurotiomycetes; Chaetothyriales; Herpotrichiellaceae. The transcript has 4 exons. Gene Ontology annotation, biological process: carbohydrate transport; transmembrane transport. Bases 1 to 1602 code for a protein of 533 amino acids. Gene Ontology annotation, molecular function: carbohydrate:proton symporter activity. The record is from RefSeq and is a predicted model, not a curated record.